This is a messenger RNA of Cladocopium goreaui, 4387 nucleotides long. The record is from the annotation of a GenBank genome assembly. NCBI's taxonomy places the organism in Eukaryota, Dinophyceae, Suessiales, Symbiodiniaceae.
AUGAAGCAUGGUUUGCGUUUGGCCCAUGGUUGUUUUGCACUUGCUUCACCUGCGCAGCCGUAUGCUUGCUUCAGAACAUCCCAUUUCACCUCGCAUGGGGACAGUUUGGUCACUGGCUUGGCCCUUGACCUUGAGGCUUUGAUCGAGAACUCCUUUGUUUCAUAUGGAUUUCAUUUGAUGCUGGCAGCUGUGCUGUACGGCCUGAUCGUCGUCUUCAGUCAGAAGACUUUGGCAGAGCGGCCAUCUCGUCUCCGGGUAUCUCUGGCAGCUGACGAGGAUUUGGGUGAGAUCUCAGAAAUCACACCUUCGGCCGCAACAGCUUCAGGAGCUGCUCAGCUUCCGGGGGCUGGCUGUCAGCAAGAGGAGGCAUUGCUAGCUGCUCUCCGGGACCUUGGGGUCACAUCUAUUUCUGAUUUUCGGGAGUUGAAGUGUGGAGAAUUUGUGGAUCAGGUUCACUUGAAUCAGGGUUGUGUUACUUGGAGUGGUUGCAGUGUGACUGAGAUCCGACUGGACGAACGGGAUGAUCCUUUGGGAGCAUUGUCUGACAGUUUCUUGGGGCUCCCUGAUCUGGAGGUCCUCAAGUUGGAAGUCCCCCCAAUCCGAGGAAAUCUCCACAGCUUGCGCAACUGCAGGAAGUUGAAAGAACUUCGCCUCUCCGGGAUCGAAGGAAGUUUGAUCAGCCUGCAAAAUUGCACUAGCUUGGAAAUCCUGGAGAUUGCAGACACCAAGAAGGUUGAAGGAGAUCUGCUGAGCUUGCGAAACUGCAACUUUUUGCGAGAGCUUCGGCUUUAUGGGUCCCAGAUCGAAGGAAAUUUGACCAGUUUGCAAAAUUGCACUAGCUUGGAACUGCUCAGCCUUGGACGGACCAAGGUUGGUGGAGAUUUGCUGGGUUUGCAAAACUGCACCAGGUUGCAGGACCUUUGGCUUGAUAGGACGAGAGUGCAUGGCAACCUGAAUGCUUUUGGAGUUUUGAGGAACUUGGAGUUUUUCGACCUAUCCCACACCAAUACGUCCGGAGAGCUGGAAAGCUUGCGCCACCCUCCACGCCUGGAAAGGUUCUUUGUCGGAGGAACGAAGAUCAAAGGCGCGUGUUUGGAGGACUUCGACGUACGAGCCGCCCUUGGAGAGCUGGGGCUCAAAGAUCCCGAGCUGAAGAACUUGGACUUGCAUGCCACUAAAAUUCUCAAGUUCAGUCAAAGGAACGAUUGUGACCUUGUUGAGAUCAACCUCGGUGGUCGCAGUGAUCUCAGUGGACGCUUGGGCAACAAGAUUCAGCAACUGGAGAAAUUGCAAGUCCUGAUUUUGAAAGGCACCAAAGUUAGCGGAGACUUACAAACCUUGAAGAAUGCCAAAGAUCUUGAAAGAUUAGAUUUGUUUGGCACAGAAGUUACAGGAGACAUUGAUCUACUCAGAAUGCUUCCGUCCCUUUUUGAUGUGGAUGUCUCCAAAACCCGAGUCACUGGCCAACUCAAUUGCGAUUAUUUAGAGUACUCCUGGAAGCCUGGCAAUUUCUUCCCCACAUGGUUUAAAUCUCUGAAUGUGGCUGAUACCAAUACGAGCAUCAUCCUUUCAGGCCUUUUCGAUAGUAUCAACUUUUGCAGCAGUCUGGUCUUCUUGGAUCUUAGUGGAACACGCGUGGAGAACACCUCCACGGCUGGCUUGCUAGAGUCUCUACAGCUCUGCUCUUCUCUAACAACUCUGAAAGUCAGGGGGUGCAAGCUGACCGGCACCUUGCCAGACAUUGCGGCCUGGCCUUUGGCAAACGCUUUGAUGUCCUUGGACCUGUCCUCCAACCGUCUCUCCAGAGUGGAGGCCAUCCCACCUCGGUGCGAUACAUUUUCUGUGUUCGGCAACGAGGGAAUCAGCUUUGCGCCUGGAGUUUUGCAGAAGGCAGUGGCUGAGAGUGUUUUCCUCGACCUUCGGGAUCUUACAUUGGCCAAUGCAGAAGGAGCCACGCUCCUUGCAGAACUUGCAGCUCAGAAAGUGGUACAGAAGACUAGGCACAGAACUAUGGUCGACCGAACGCUUGGAUACGCAUGCUUUGACAUCGCCAACCCUCAGCUUCAAAUCUCGCCGCAGAAGUUUGCGCCCCAUGAGCUGUGCAGUUGCUCUCCUGGCUGGACAGGACUGGGCAUCAGCUGCCGCGCAUGUCCUGCAAAUUCCUUCAAGGAGGACUAUGAUGGCGAGUGCCAGAAGUGUCCAGCAGGGAGCGAGGCGCCUGAAGGUUCCAUCACUCGUCAAGAAUGCAAAUGUAAACUUGGAGAUCUCUUCAACAUGACUGGCACUUGGAAGUGUGGCUGCCCAGCCCAGCAUGUGUUGCUCGAAGACAGUUGCAUGAAGUGUGAGCGCCUGCACCUCAAUUGCUCUUCCCCAGGAACUGAGGCUGUCUCAGCGCAACCGCUGGCAGGGUACCUCCGACUGGGCAAUCGGGCGCGUGCCUUCGAGUGCUUGUCUCCAAACACAAGAUGCAUAGCUUCGAACCUCAAGGCUUCUCAUUGCCAUGAUGGCUACGCAGGGCAACUUUGCAUGGAAUGUGGUCCUGGCUUUUAUGCUAGUGGAGGGCUUUGUGAACAAUGCACGGAAACCUCAGCGAUUCAAUCAUUUCAGAGCCUUCGGCAGGAUUCAGGACUGGUGUUGGCUGCUGUGGCAGCGGUCAUGAUGUUGGUGUUGGCGUUGAUCGCGGGCCUUUGUUGGACGCGGCCCAGCAAUGCUGCGACUGCCCAGUCUGAGAUGCUGACUUCUGGUGGUUCGAAGGUCCUGACUGCUUUGAAGAUGCAGCUGAAAGCCCAAGCACCAUUGUUGUUACAAAUGGUCCAAUUGUGGUCCGUGCUAGCAGUUUUAGCCACCUCCCAAAGUGACUAUACCAACACUUUCGAGGGUGGCAAACUCACGGAUGUCGCCAAUGCCACCAACACACCAACAAACCACACCUCGAAAUCUUUCAUCCUUUGGGAAUUGCCUUAUGUCAAGGUUGUGCAACUUUCAGUGUCCAAUUUGAAAGGCGCAGUGAACCUCCAAUGCAAAUUUGAUGGGGCCACUGUGCGCUUGGCAUUUGCUUUGGCCGCUCCAGUCUUCCCAUUGCUAGUCCUGGUGUGUUGCCUCAUCCUGGAAGUCGUCAACCGUGGGGCUGGUAUUGCGGCUGCGCUUCAGGCGUUAACCCUUCUCUACGUUGGUGGAGCAUCGAGCUGCGCAGAUCUUUUGAGUUGCCAAGAUUUGGAUGGAGCUGGAGAGACUUUACCCAAAGAGUUUGUCUUUCGAAAGUCAAUCCCAUACAUUUUGUGCGAAAGCAGCUCCCCAGUCAAGACCGUGGUUGAUGCAGUGGGCUACAUCGCGGCUGUUUGUUACGGCAUCGUGAUCCCAGUUUGCUUGCUUUAUGUCUAUGCAAGGCAGCGCACAAUGCUGAGAUCGAGCAAGGUGACGGUAUCAUAUGCCUCAUGCAAGGGCAAUCUCAGAGUUUACAUGCAAAAACUUCUCCAGUCUGAAACUGUCAAGAGUUCAGCUAAGGAGGAUGAAUUCUCUCGAUGCUUGGUUGCAUCGGCUGCAGCUCACACAGCUGUACACCUGCGCGGCCGAGUUGGCUUCCAGUUGGCGGAUGGGGCUGCGGUCGUGAAACCGGUCUCGGUCGGCAGCCAGUCCAAUAUGGAUUUGAAUGCCGACUUGCUAGCGGUGCUCGGGCCAGAAGAUGCACAGGAGCAUGCCAAGACCCUGAGGUGUCAAUCUCUUGCAAAGAUGCUCACAGAGCGAGUGGUCCUUCAAGACAUCAUUCAGAGUGACAGAGUUCUGUUGGGUGGAAAGCAGUUGCUUCUCAAAUACAGGUUUUGCCAAAAUCUAUGGAUGGAGAUAGCGCAGAAAUUGGUAGCAGUGGCCCUGGUGUCGGUUGUCAACAGCGCUGAUGCCUUGCAGUUCUCUUUGGGCAUUGCUUUGACCAUGGCAGCCACGAGUCUCAUGGUGCAGCCCUAUCUCCAGCAGCAGGUCAACACACUCCAGUGUUUCUGCUUUGUUUGCUUGGGACUGGCAGCACUGAGUUUCAAAUGCCAGUGUCCAUGGUUGAGCCGUGCUGCCCUGCUAUUGCCCUUUGUAUUGAGCACCUUCCAAGCCCUGCGACCUGACAGUGUGGAGGCCUUGGCCAUAAGGCUUUGGGAGGAGCUGGAGCCUCGCAUGGAAGCCUUGAAGCAAGGUGAGACGGUAGAAGUCACUGCAGAGACCUACAGCUUCAUAUGAUAUUUAAAUGUAAUUAAUUUAAUAUGCCUGAGAUUCCGGGAGAUGCGAAGACAUGCAUCAAUCCAUGCAGUUCAAUGCCAUUCCCUUCUAAUUAUUCAAUGUUAUGUGAUGCAAUGUGAUGCAAUUAAAUGCCGAAUGAAUGACUUGAUUUAUGCCCUGCGGGAGG